Messenger RNA from Pocillopora meandrina, 1524 nucleotides. The record is from the annotation of a GenBank genome assembly. Lineage: Eukaryota; Metazoa; Cnidaria; Anthozoa; Scleractinia; Pocilloporidae.
AUGUCGACAAAGAACCUUCUAUCAACCUUCGCUGUCCAUUAUUUUGGCUUCACAAUGGCGUUGGACUACUCUAUUGUGCUUUUGUCAGUAGAAGAGUUAUGGGGUUCCCUUGGUGGAAGUGCAACUUUGUUUGGUUUCAUGUUCGGUAGUUACGCUCUUGCUCAAGCCGUUGUUUCGCCUCUACUGGGCUACAUCUCGGAUUUGCGUGGCUUAAAAUUCGCCGUGAUGUUGUCAUUGAUUAUUAAUGUAACGGGAAAUGGGUUGUAUGGCCUAUCCGUUUUGGCGCAAUCGCUUCAUAUGGUUUUUGUCGGUCGAUUUGUAGCAGGCCUUAGCGCUGGUUCGGUGACCCUUUCGCUAAUCUACUUGACGAACACGACUCCGCGAGAAACCCGUGGAAAAUCUGUGGCUAGCUUCAAGCUUGCCCAAGCAAUUGGUUUGUUAGGGGGGCCUUUAAUUGGAAUGUUUCUCGUACCUCUUCUGGCAGGUCAUGAAGAGACGACCACAACGACUAGUAAAAUAUUCAACUUGUAUACAACCCCUGCUUGGUUGGCGACCGCGAAUGUUGUGUUAAUCAUGUUACCACUGAUAAAAUUCUUUUUUAAGAACCCUAUGGCGCCACACAUGGCAAUGAAGUUUAAUUGCAGAGAGGCGAAAAGACUCGUUGUCCACUCUACAUUGUUGAUGUUGUCAGUGUUUUUCGGAACGGCGUGUUUCUGGGGAAUUAUCAGUGACUUAUUCACCCUCGCGUUCGGACAGUACCACCUGAUAUCGUCGGAGAGAGACUUAUGGAAAGUUUAUAUUUCUGGUGGAAUCGCUUUCGUUGUCGCUGGAACUGUCAUACGGGGAACAAUUCACCGAAAACUAUCCCCCGCGAUGUUCUCAAUUCUUGGGUUGAUUGUUAAUGUCUGGGGAUUUGUUUUGCUUAUAGAUUACAAAUUAUCCGACAAACGUUUGCAGAAUGGCUUUUACUUCGGAGCGGUGGCUCUUUCCACUUCCGGCGGAGCGUUUUUCUUCACUGGCGCGGGUGUUUAUUACUCGCAAAAGAUCACCGAUUUCAGCGACGAGGCGCGAAACCGCCGCGGAGUUUUUAUCGGUGUUUUCAACCUCGCCGAGGCACUCGGCAGAUUUGCCGGGCCCGCUGUUGUUUCAUUGUUUCUUCGUUUAACAGACAAAGGAACCGCACGAUGCGAGUCAGUCAAAUUUGAUCCUACCCACUGUCAAGUUUUGAACGUAAACAUCGUUCUCGCUGUCCUCUGUGGAAUUCUGUCUAUAAACCUACUACUGUUUAUAUAUUACCAUGUUGUUCACGGGAAGAGGCGGACAGAUGGAUUCCUGCUCAGUAAUACGGACGUUACCAACCCUGGUGAAGGGCGACUCAGGUUUACGGACGAGACGGAUGAUUAUUUAGACAGGGAAAACGAGAGAAGAGUACCUUUCCGUUCCCAGAUGGAAUUAUCUCCCCCUCAAACUCAUAGGAGAUCAUCUCAUGCUUCUUCUCAGGACAGCAGUAUACACACUGUCUGA